GGAUCAUAGCUUUCACCAGGAUUCACCUUGUCAGUCUAUGUCAUGGAAAGAGCAGGUGUCCUUAAUGUUUUGUAUACUCAGUGUAUACCACAGGUGUCACUCAUUCCAUGGAUGAAUGAGUGUCUGCGGGUUUUCACUCCUCCCUUGUACUCAAGAGGAAUUAAGGUCACCAGCGAGUAACAAACUCCCCUCACCUGGUUGUUUAAGGCUCUAUUGAAAGGAAAAACAGAAACCUGCAGACACUCGGCCAUCCAUGGAAUGAGUUUGACACCCUGGUCUAGAUACAGCCUUUAAAGAUGGAAUCCGCAUUAGGGGAAACGGCACCACAGUUCCUGUGUUAGAGGCUCCAGCCAUCACAAAAGUCAGUCAACUGUACAGACAUGGGUAACGCAACAGGAUCCACUGUGGAAGAUCUCCAGGCUGUGGAGAAGCACCUCUGGUAUAAGAAGUUCAUGACCGAGUGUCCUUCGGGUCAGCUCACCCUGCAUGAGUUCAAGCAGUUCUUUGGGCUCCGGGGACUGGAUGCUGAGGCCAACGCCUACAUCGAGCAGAUGUUCCGCACGUUCGAUAUGAACAAGGAUGGCUACAUAGACUUCUUAGAGUAUGUGGCUGCUCUGAGCCUGGUGAUGCGGGGUAAAAUGGAACAUAAGCUCCGCUGGUACUUUAAGCUGUAUGAUGUAGACGGCAACGGGUGCAUUGAUCGAAGUGAGCUGCUAAACAUCAUAAAGGCUAUCCGUGCAAUCAAUGGGAACGAAAACCAGGAAGUUGAUGCAGAGGAGUUCACCAACCGGGUGUUUGACAAGAUAGACGUCAACGGAGAUGGGGAGCUGUCUUUGGAGGAGUUUGUGGCAGGGGCUCACACUGACGAAGACUUCAUGGAAGUGAUGAUGAAGACCUUGGAUCUCACCCACAUAGUCGCCAUGAUACACAAUCGGAGGCACAGUGUUUAGAGUCUGCCCUCAGACGCCUCCAUCUCCACUCCAUUGUAAUAGACUGCCGAAGGGUCACAUAGGAACUGAGCCAUGAGCCCUCAAAAGAUCUAGCCCAGAUUUGUAUAAAGACAAUCUUUAUCUUAGCAAUGCUGAAGGGCCAUGCUUUGAAUGCAUUCUUUGUUGUCGGAAUUCACAAGAGGUUGAAUGACGAUGAAAAAUUCCCUUUGCCUGCAUACAAAUAACUCAGUCAACCAUCGCUGGCUGGUUAGUGCCCUUGUGCAUUAACUAAAUCUGAGAGAGGUCUACAUGAGAGAUUUCUCACACCGUCAGCUGAACCGGAGACCCAACUAGGUCAUAACAUAAGGAGGGUGGAGGAUAAAGAGGGUGGAGGGAGUGGAGUGGUGACUACCCAAGGUGGUGAUAACCCAUUAUAACCCAUGCAUUCCUGACAAAAAAAUAAAUAUAUUUUAAAAUCCCUCACCCACCUCAGAGGCAGAUUCCUGUAGGGAAAAGAUAAUUUCCAAACCACAUCGAUAAUGACGUCUCAAACGAUCUUUUGGACCAAACUCAGUUAUUCAGUUGAGUGGUUCCUCUCUAUGACUGUGCGUCCGGGUUCUAUCGGAGGAAGUUAUAAUUCACCCACUUUCCUCCCAGUACAGUCAGUUGUCAGCUCAAAUACGACUAGAACCCAAGUUCAUUCUGUGCCAUGACUAAACGUUCCAGUUCCUCAGGAAACAGGUUCUUCCACAAGUUAGGGAUCUAAAUAAAAAAAUAAGACCAGCAUGUUUUUACAUUGCACUGGCCCCAGUUGUUAGGAAAUUAAAGUCAGCAUUUUCAGGACAUUAAUUUGAAGGAAUAUCUUAACACUACUACAUUCUAAUGUUUUCCCUACCAGACAGUAAAGUGUAAAAAAUAAAUUGUGCACAUUUGUUUGUGUUUCUGUGAGUGUGUGAGACAUACAUGAAUGACCAAUGCGCUCGCCUAGAUGGCAUUAGAAUUACCUUUAUAUAGAUCCAUAGCCCACUAACCUUGUUUAACCCAAAAAUUGCUCUAGUUUAAAGUAGUCAAAUAAAGAUUGAAAUCUGUUGUAUUUCCAUCCCACUCCACAGCUUUAAAUCGCUCACUAUUGUUUUAGAAAUCAAAAUGCCUAACAGACAUUACAGCCUCUGUGGCAUAAUUAAGGAGACAGGGAGGUGAGUCACAAGGCAGACUGCGCCAGUACGGUUGCCAUGACAACCGUGACCCAUUUCCAUGGUAACAUACAUCCAUAAAGCACUACAAAAAGGUUACGCAGCACUUACAUGGAUCUGAACGAAUCUGGAAGGAGGGACACUGACCAGGGCAGUCUGACAGUCAGCAGCAUGUUUGAAAACGACAUGAACAUGAUGUAAAAUAUCAAUAAAUAUGCCGGCUGAUACAUAGAAAACACCCAAACCAAAUAAAAAGGAUUAGGAGGUCACAGUCAGUCAGGGUGAGGACCUAAAACCACCAAAACUCCCCCUGUGGAUCUGACUGUACUGGCUUUACCUCUGCAGACAGACAGGACAGACUGCAUUGUGCUGAACUGGUUGAUCAACUGCUCACAGGAUGAGUGUUUAAAUCUGGAUAAUUGUCAUCAGUUAUGGGAUUCACUGGGGCAGGAAUGGCUAGUGACAAAUAAACAAGUACCCAGGAAUAUGGAAACUGUCAACCCAGAAAGCAUUAAUAAUCUACAACUGCAGCCUAUAACACACCACUAACCACAUAUACUAAAUCUAUGCACCACUGUUAUCAGGAAGGAUGUCAACCAUCAUGGAGAGCUGAUCAUUUUACAUUUUAGUCAUUUAGCAGACACUCUUAUCCAGAGCUUCUUACAUUAGUGAGUCCAUACAUUUUCAUAGUUGUCCCCCGCAGGAAUUGAACCCACAACCCUGGUGUUGCAAGUGCCAUGCUCUACCAACUGAGCUACACGGGACCAAUGAGACACUAGUGUACUGCUACUAUCUAGUGCCUCAGCUCAGAUCCCUCCCACAUAUAGCUUAAAGGGAAUCUGAGAGACUAUGUAGUACAAGGGGCUUUGAUCACUAUGGAAUUUUGGGUAACAUUUAAUUGUCAUGAAAACGGCCAUGGAUAUUGUCAGUCAUCUUUGUUAAAAAAAUGCUUUGCGCUUUUAAUGUAUUAUACUGAAUCUUUGAAAAUAGCCAUGACAUACCUAAUGAAUACAACACAGCUUUGGUGACAACCAUGUUUCAAAAAUGAGUGGGUUUGACCACUUAGAACAUUUGGAAAGGAAGUUCUCUCGAGCAUGCCGUUCUGCUCGUAAAACGAUGACUAACAUUACCCUCAUGUAAAAAUGAAAAACUCCUAUUGGGUAAACUUGUCUACAUCUACUAAAUAAAGUGGACCCCCCUAAAAUAAA
Molecule: messenger RNA, 3330 nt
Organism: Oncorhynchus kisutch (coho salmon)
Lineage: Eukaryota; Metazoa; Chordata; Actinopteri; Salmoniformes; Salmonidae
Product: guanylyl cyclase-activating protein 1-like
Exons: 5
Coding region: 381-950 (189 amino acids)
Molecular function (GO): calcium ion binding
Source: RefSeq, a predicted model, not a curated record